CCAGUAUUGUGUUAAUAUCACACUGUGGUUGACUGAUAAAGAGUUUCACUUCCAUAAAUCACACAGACACAGGACAGUGCAGGGAGAAGACACAGGUACAGAUGUACAUUAGAGUUGAGGUUAGAAGUAGAAGUUACUGUAUUUGACCACCAGUGUGUAAAGAUGUCAGAGGGAGUCUAUGAAAACCCAGAACCAUUUAAAGACGAUGAGCCUGAUGCAAUGAAGAACACAGACAUUGAUGGCCAAUUAUAUAACAACUUAAGAGCCUUCAAGUCCAGUCCAAGAGAUGGAGUUGUUGCUUCAGAGCUUGAUAGCUCAGGGAAGAGACCCUCUGGAGUUGCUGCAGUGUUUCUGGGGCUGCUGUGUGUUCUCCUACUGGCUGGGAUCAUAGGCCUGUCUGUCUACUAUAACAGAGCCAUUAAAGAUUCUGAAGAUAAAAGGAACAUCUUGUCCCAGAGUUUCUCCCUUUUUAAAAUCAACACAACUUCAGAGAGAGACCAGCUACAGACCAGCUACAACAACCUGACUGAAGAGAAAGGCCAUAUUCAAGCCAAGCUUUUUGUGAUAGAGCAGCAUUGUCAGGAGGGAUGGAGAUACUCUGACUCCAGUUUGUACUUCCUGUCUACUGAGAAGAAAACCUGGGAGGAGAGCAGACAGGACUGUCUGGAGAGAGGAGCAGACCUGGUGAUCAUAAACAGCGAUAAGGAACAGACAUUUGUCUUCAACCUCCACCUGAGAGUCUGGAUUGGCCUGACUGACUCUGUUACUGAGGGGACCUGGAAGUGGGUGGACGGCACAUCACUGACCACAGGGUACUGGGGGAAAGGACAGCCUGAUAAUUAUGGGCAGGAGGACUGUGCUGAGAUAUACUUUAGAAAAGAUGACCCUGUAACAACAUGGAAUGAUGGCAAAUGUGGCGCAAAUAACAGCUGGAUCUGUGAGAAAGUGGUGUAACAAUCCCUCUCGCUCUAUCUCUCUCUCAUAUACAGUGUAUAUAUAUUGAUUGUUGGAUACAGUGCUGAAUGGUUAAGUGAUGAUUCCACCUGGUGGUUAAAGUGAAAAGUUGUAUUACAGAGUUGCCUACGGGCUCUUUUUCAAUGAGACCUUACUCAAUUUCUCCUCACAUCCUCUCUCUUCGACUCCUUCUCCAAACACAUUAGAGAAUUCAAUCCUAGGGGAGGGACCUUGGACCUUCUCCUCUAAUAGGGUUGAGAAGGAGGGGAGGAGAUAGGAGGAGAAGAGACAGGAGGAGAGGAAUCUAGGCUAAUUGAGAUAGAGCCUUAGUGUCAGAGAGAGAGGAGGAAGAAGAACAUUAAGAGAAUGAGGAAGAGAAAAAGUGAUUGUUGUGUUUAGAUUUAGAGGAGAAUAUGUAGACAUACUGUACUCUGUAAAAUGCUUCUUCCUUAUUUGUAUUAGAAACAUGUCAUGUGAUUUGCAGUAGGCUUAUGCUUAGUAAAAAAAAAAGUGGGACCAAUUAUUUACCUGUGAUUAUCACUUUAAUAAUAAGAAUAACAAAGUCACAGAUUAAUAAAUAAAGGAACAAUGUUCUUUAACAAGG
Oncorhynchus mykiss (rainbow trout) is the source of this 1558-nucleotide messenger RNA. Its product is annotated as CD209 antigen-like protein A. Lineage: Eukaryota; Metazoa; Chordata; Actinopteri; Salmoniformes; Salmonidae. The record is from RefSeq and is a predicted model, not a curated record.